GGUUGGCACAAAGUGUGACAUGCUGCUGCCCAACGAACAGGGCCAACUGGACACACUGAUGAGGGCGUCGCAGCAGUGCUUGUUCCUAUACACAACCCCGUCAAUGAACGCACUCGGUGGUUCGAAGGCAACUUUGUAUGGCUCGAAUGUCACAGAUGGUACCGGGACGGAUAGCGGGACAGGUGGUCCGGAAGAGUGGGAUAUGGUCAAUGAUGCCGAAGAAGUUAGUGAGCAUUCUCGAGCGGAAGAUAAAAAUAGCACCCAAUCAAAACACCGAAAGGAGAGUGCGGAGCUUUCCGCGGGAGAGAUCGAGGACCAUUCGGAAAGAGUCAUUGGGCGACGUACCCGGGGAAAGCAUGGCAAGAAGAAACAUAGAAGUGUUGUGGAUGACGUUGUGCCGAUGGAUGGCGGGGAUGAAAGCGAUGACAAAAAGGUGUCAGGUGGUAAUGGUGACACGGCGGUGCCCGUUGAGAAGGUCUCAGUUGCCAAUGUAGAUGCAGGUGCUGGUAAGGGCCGGGCUAUUGCGAGGUCGGUGACUGGUGAGGAAGAGGCAGGAGAGACAGUGGUAGACACAGCAGGCAGCGUACCGAGAGGGGUUAGAAGUAGUGUUGACGGGGUAAAGGUAAGGAUAAGUGAACCAGAGAAGGAGUUGGAUAGUAUAGUUAGUAGUGGAGUUCGCGGGGCUAGUGACGGGAGUGGGGUGGGUGCUAUUGUGGGCAGUAAAACUGUAGGUAGUACUCACAGCGAUGCGAAUGUAGGCGAUGCUGUUGUAGGUGGUAAUAAGGUGGCUGCAUCUAAUGUAGGUACCGUUUACGACGGCGUUGUGGUUGCCACGGGCAACGGCGAAAGGGUUAGCAGCGGCUGUGCGGAUGCUAAGUACUCAAAUAUUGACGACUCCCAUUCUGAGAAGAAACAUUCAGAUCAAGAUACUUUAAGUAGGAGCCAAUCAAAUGACUGUAUUAUAAGUGAGAACCAAUCAGAUCACAGUAUAUCAAGCAAGGACCAGUCAGCUCAGAGCAGUGCUGAUGACGUGGACCAAAGGAGGCGAAGUGAGCAUUCUGACGAUUCAGGCAGUGAGGACAAUGAAGAUGGGAAGGUGCUGAGCGAAGGAGAACACAACGCAAUCGGAGAAUCAGAGG
Messenger RNA from Sphaeroforma arctica JP610, 1139 nucleotides. RefSeq lists its product as hypothetical. Lineage: Eukaryota; Ichthyosporea; Ichthyophonida. The record is from RefSeq and is a predicted model, not a curated record. The transcript has a single exon. The annotation marks the transcript as partial.